ACGAUCAAACUCGCUUGAACACGCUGGCGGCUGCUUUAUCUAAAAAUAAAAGUCAGAAACGAAAGUCGAACGCAAUAAAAAUAUACACAUAUGUAUCUGCACCGAUAGUUCAACAAGACAAGUUUCAAUUGGUACUUUAUUUAUAAGUUCAAAAUUUGGUAUAUUUUUUAGACAUUUUUGUGAAACAGUGACAGUGUUGAGGAAUUCCCCAUACCUGCAGUGCAUAAAUUAUGUCACUUUGCUGCUGGCAAAUCUGCUCAAUCAUUGCGUAUUUAAAUUUAAAAACUCUUUAGACAAGCUUCGUAAAACUUCAUUAAACGCAAGUACGUAAAUCUACGUGAGGUUAAGUUUAGCAACAAAUUUUCAAAAGACAACCGAUAACAAUGUCAAAAAGAAAGCCGAUCAAUGCAAAUUUCAACGAUGCCAAUUUCCAAACCAAUGGCAGUCUGAAUUAUAAAAAUACAAAUCUCAAUUUUCGGCCAAAACCUAUGCCCGAGAAUCGAGGCGGAACUCGGCCAAUUGCAGAACCAAGCUCUGUUAGUUUAAUUCUUGUAACCAUGAUUGUUCAUGUUUGCAAAAAAUCUCUAUUGUAUGAUCCAAAAUUGAAAGCAGGUAUAUACCUCAUACUUGUUUUGAUUGGAUCGAUUUUAGCAGAUGUGUUACCUAUACCUAAAACGUAUUUUUCUAAAUCAAACAAUAUAUUUAAUAGAUUAUUUAUUAAAUGGGCUUGGGGAUGGCUUUUAACUACUGUUGGACCUUGGAUUAUCAUAACAGCUUACACUAUAGGAUGUGGGAGACGAUCCUAUGUUAUAAGACAUAUUGCAAGAUUGGUAUUUGCUACUCUUGCUUGGAUAUUUUGGAUACAAUUUUUCCAUUUUGUAGAGACAAACUAUGGACGUUGUGUAUCAAAAGAUAAAUCACUUACAACCAAAGUAAAGUGCUUGCAGGCAGGAAAUAUGUGGAGCAGCUUAGAUAUAUCAGGACAUGCAUUCAUCAUUAUUUAUUCCACAUUAAUUCUGGCAGAAGAAGGAUAUUCUUUUCUUGGAUGGGAAAAAAUAAAAGACUCUUUGAUGCACGAGGAAUAUAACAGAAAAAAUUCUAAUGAAACUAACACCAAUUAUCUGAAGAAUCUUCCAGAGAGUGACUUCAGUUUUCUCAAUAAAGCUUACAAGGAUUUGACUCCUUAUUUAAGAGGUCUGUUCAUAGCUAUGACAAUACAACAACUGAUAUGGGAUGUCAAUCUGGUAGCAACAAUACUAUACUAUCAUACUAUGAUAGAAAAAUUCUUAGGUGCUGUAGCUGCAAUUCUCACUUGGUAUAUGAGCUACAACUGGUUGUUUAGAAUACAACUAUUAGGUUUUUCUGUACCAGGUGAAGGAAGUUUCAAAUAUUAUGAAUCUAAGGAUAAAAUUACAGACUAUGUUCUCAAAUCAAGGCGCUCCUUUACAUACAACAGAGGUCCCUUAUUUAUGGGUAUGCCGAUAAAAACAGGAAAAGAAGAACUAAAUAAAGUUGAUUCACGGACAAAAGACUUAGAUAAAUCAAAAAGAUUUUAAAAAUUUUAAUAACAAAAAAAGUUUGAAUCUUAUUCAUUAGCAAAAAUUAUAUUAGUAUUUGUUACUGAGUUUUCAUAAAAAACUUUUAAGCGGGUGUAUGUACAGUUGAAUAUUGUUACAAUAUUACAAUUUCUAUACAUAAUGUUAAGGAAAUUUAUACAAUAGGAUUUUUAAGAUAAACAUUUACAAAAUGUUUGAGUACCUUAUAGAGCAAGUAAUAUUAAUAUUCAAUGAUUUGAAAUAAAUCAUGUGAAUUAAACAAAUCAUCUAGUUUAUAAAACCAUUUGUAAGAUAAAUCAUCGAAAAAAUUGGUUGAAUAACUUUAGAAUAAAUUUAUACUAUCAUGUCAAAUUGCUCUCUGUAAAGUUGUUGAUUGUUUUGCAUACAUUUUUCUAAAAUUAUACUUUAUCUAUUGUUUAAAUUUUUUGUUU
Messenger RNA from Trichogramma pretiosum, 1987 nucleotides. It is a transcript of the gene Fitm, whose product is annotated as FIT family protein CG10671. The coding region runs from base 384 to 1556 and encodes 390 amino acids. The transcript has a single exon. Gene Ontology annotation, biological process: lipid storage; phospholipid biosynthetic process; lipid droplet organization. The record is from RefSeq and is a predicted model, not a curated record. Gene Ontology annotation, cellular component: endoplasmic reticulum membrane. Lineage: Eukaryota; Metazoa; Arthropoda; Insecta; Hymenoptera; Trichogrammatidae.